GCGACUCUGUGAGGCUGGUACUGAGGCUGGGUACCAGUGCUUGGGGAGCUUAGAUCCCCUCUGCCGACAUAUCUCUCUCUCUACUGAGUAACAUGGAAUCCUUCCCCCAAUGAUAGCAGGGGCUUGGGUUACACCGGGCUGAGGGGGCCUACAUCACGAGCCUACAUCACUCUGUACGCGCUAGUCACACGCCAGUUCUAAAAACUUGCCCAACUUUGUUGGAGUUUGGUGCACAACCAGUUUGAUGGACGAUUUUAGAAAACACCUCUUGGAUUUUGAAGUUGUGUAAGAAAUUAUAUACAGUCAGUGCAAACGGCUAUAUGCUUUUUAUUUUGGAGUUUUAAAAGUUGUUUAUAAAUAGAUAAUAACAACAACAACGCCGGUGCCUUGGGUAUAUAGUUCGCAUUGUUGUUAUUGGUGCUUAUGUCUAGUAACCUGUCUCGGGUUAUCUGUGUCUGAGAGUGUCCGGGAUUUAAGGAUUAGCAACAGAAGCCUCACACUGAACUGGAAGAUGGGGGACAAUUCGGAUGAUCACACUACACGGAUUAAAACUUAAUUAUAAUCCUGUAUCGAUAUCGAUACCGGUGUAAUUAUUAUAAAAACAAGACUAACAAGUACUGGUGGAUUACACCGGUAGAUAACACUUACCAAGUAUAUAUGUGUAUACCUUCCUGGAUUUUUACCGAUUCCAGUUACGCUAUUGAACAGUUGAACAAUUGGACGUAUGUUGAUUGAGAGUGUGUGACAUACUUAGUUAUUCCCCAGGUGUUUGUGGAUUUUUACCUGUUGGACCUGCAUUAAAUACACCCGUGCCAGACUCACCUGUAAAUCAUUAGAUGCGGAUGAAGCUCAUCAGAAUGUGCUGAGGAUUCUUGGAUUCUGUGUAUGUGUUGGGUAUAGCCACCCCUUAGUGUUGAGGACAAGGUGAGGCCAACAUGAGCCUCGUGUUACUCGGUAUCUUACCUGUACUUCUGUGUUCUCACCUGGCCAGUGGUGACCUAGGUCCACCUGUUACCAUAGCAAGGUGUCGUGUCAACUGUCUACAAGUGACCUUGAAAAGGAAUGCUCGAAUAAAUGAUGCAGUUUGUCAACGAAAAAACAGUUGUCGGAUGUGUUGGGAUCUAUGCCCUUUGCUGUUCAGAAGCUAUGAUGUGUGGGGGUCUCUAUGUGACAACCAGGCUAGAUGUCACAAGGGAUGCAAAACAGCAUGUGAAUUCAAGGAGACAGUUCCGGCAGCUCCGAAGAGCACAAACGUAACCUGGACAUUUCCAGAGAAGCCCUUUCUUCAGCAGUACAGGGACACCCAAAGGUGUCAGGUGUUCUGGUCCCGCCCCGUACCGUCUGGCCAAGUCAACGGAAAGGCCCCGUUUGUGUACAUCCUUAUGGCACGUGACUCUACCGAAGAGGAUGGUCAUUGGACCGAAGUCAGUCAGACGUCGUCCGAAACAGUUGCCUUAUCUCAAUCAGAUCUACCCUUUUCACCUGAGUUCUGGCUAAUGGCUGUCAACAAGAACGGGACCAGAGUAGACAACUUUGUGGAUGCAGGCUAUUCACCAAUUGAAGGAUCAAUGACAGUUAAAGAUGUUGAUGAGGUGAGGGGAGUGGCGUCCACGGGAAAGCUGAAUUUAACUGUACGGAUGCUGGAGAGCCCAGACGGUAAAGUGUCAGCACUAAUUGAAUGGGACCAUCCAAGUCAUAUCCAGCCUCAUGCGGACCAAGAAAUUCCAUACUCCGUACACAUCUUUCUGCAAGAAUGCGGCAUAUUUGAGGACAGUCCGCAUUGCAAUAUACCUCCCCAAUAUUUUGAAUACCAAGUCUUCUUUCGUCUCUCUGACAAGCCGUCAUCGAGUAGGGAGGUGAUGUACAAUGCGCAGUAUAUGGUGAUGGUAGAGUACGAGGAUCAGACCGAUGUGUUCAGCCAGGACAAAGACUUCCUCACACCUUUCUGUCUUGAUGUAGACGAGGAGACAUUUAAGUACUGCCCUCCAGAUAUGUCCUUCUCUACUAUUACUCCCUACUCAGAGGAUUCCUCAGAAGAAAACUUGCGCUGGAAUAUUCGCCUGGUGCAGAUGAUGUACAAUGAAAUGACUAAGAGUGUGGAAGUGACCUUUAACUGGACGGUGCCCUUCAACGCUUCCAAUAUCCUGUACUACGAGGUCUUCUGGAAGGUACAGGAGACACCUGAACAGCCCUACACUGAGGGGGGAAGGCGCAACUUCACCAAAACCAUCUUCAGCAACGCUCUGAUAAAUCUGGAACUUAAACCACACCUCAAUUACGUCAUGCUGGGCACUGUGAAAUACUCGAACAUCGAUGGCCUAAUACAGACGUACACAAGUGAAUAUCUCUUCUUCGAUACUAAUAACACCGACGCCAUGCUUGUAUACAAGGAACCCCAGCGAGUCAUAGAUAGUCGAGAUAUCGGCUGGAAGAAGUUAAAUGACAUCGUGGUCGCCGCCACCUGUAUAGCCACAGUUGUCAUGGUCGGGUUGAUCGUCUUAUUCAUUUACAUGAAACGGCAGAGUUUCAAAGACAUCAUUAUCACCAAAACAGCCGUGGCAAAGAGUAACAGCUACAAGUCCAACGUGGGAUGCAAAGUAGACUAUUCUAACCAGCUACUGGUAAUGAGCGAUGAAUGGGAACUGGAUCCGCGGUUCCUCAAGUUCUCCAGUCCCAUAGGGCAAGGAGCAUUUGGCAAAGUCGUCACCGGUUUUUACAAGGAGUCGAGGGUUGCUAUCAAACUUGUCAGAGACAGUGCACCUCUGUCCUACAAAGAGGACCUGUUGGCAGAAAUCAAUCUGAUGAAACGGAUAGGGUCUCAUCCAAAUAUUGUAUCCAUGAUUGGAGCCUGCACUCUCACGGAACCAAUCGCCUUGGUGAUGGAGUAUGUUCCCUAUGGCAACCUACAAAACUUUCUCAAGAAAUGUCGAUUAGAAGGUGACCUGCAAAAGCGUGUUGGCCGCCCUAGUGAGGUUGUCUACUCGAUCGUCGGAGUGAACGGCGGAAUCGAGAGUGGUGUCAUCACUCCGGCAGACAUGCUUUCAUUCGCUAGACAAGUUGCCAUGGCAAUGGAAUAUUUAUCUGAAAAGAAAUACGUCCAUCGUGAUUUGGCAGCCAGAAACAUUUUACUGGACUAUAAUAAGGUAGUCAAGGUGUGUGACUUUGGUCUGUCUCGAGACAUCUACAAUGACAAUCAAUAUCACAAAGUGACCAGUGGAAAGCUUCCACUCAAGUGGAUGGCCAUAGAGUCUUUGAGGGACCGAAUCUUUACCACUCAGAGUGAUGUCUGGUCGUUUGGUAUACUUCUUUGGGAGAUCGUCACAAUGGGUGGUUCACCUUACACAAACAUAGCACUGGCAGAUCUGUACUAUGUCCUGGCGAACGGUUACCGCAUGGAAAAGCCAAGCAAUUGCUCAAAAGAAUUAUACGCUAUUAUACGUCGCUGUUGGAUGGAGUCCCCUUCAGACAGGCAGACAUUUUCAGGUCUUCGUGUGGAGAUAGAACAACUCCUGAGUAGGGACCGUGACUACCUGGAGCUAGAGAAUAUUGACGUGCCUAUAUCCACGUCAGAGAGUAGUAGUUUACCUAAAUCAGAAAAUGACACCAUUUCCCUGUUAACUGGGCGGCCAACACAACCGCAAAAAUCAGUGACAAUAUCAUUACCUUCUCCAGAAUCCCCCACAGGAGUUGUGGGUGUGGAGAAGUCAACGGAGUGGCUGAUUCGGGGUCGGGAUGAGGAGACAAUGUCCUGAGUGGUUAAUAUUUGUUAAUGGACCCAGUUUUCACCAUAGAACAAAGUGGCCACACCCGCAAAAGAAUUUGGGAUUCAAACAGUUUUUCCUCAGAAUACAAUUUAAAACAACGAGUGACAUGUGUGCACUGAAGAAAGAGUUUGAUUAAGCUCAAAUAGCAUUGACCUGACUCAAAGAAAAACGACUUUGAAUAGGAGGGUCGGUCUUGCAAAACAAAAUGUGAUAAAAUUAAGUUAUGAUUACAAGUGUGCAUGAAGGGUUGUAACCUCCAGAUAGAAACAGUGAGAAGACACAUUCAAACAGGCUGUGUGGGAUCAAAACAAUACAAAAGUAAUUUGUAAUCCAUGCGCCAUGACACAAACGAAGUUAAAUUCAGUGUUUAAAACUUUCUUUCCGAAUAAUUCAUAUUCUUACAAAAAAGCCGAUGUUGAGAGUUCAACUGUGUAAGCCAAAAUGCACCAGGCAGGUGUCCGCUAGUGAUGCGUUGUUGGACCACCGUGGGAAAGCAGGGAAUAACAUCAAUCAGAAGGACACAUCUAUUUAAGUGUCAAUUUAAAGUUGGCAGUGUUGUGAGGGCAGAAACAUGUCUCAUGUUGGACCAUUACCUUUGUGCUAUCUUUGUUGAUCGUGCUAGUCUGUGCAAUGGACACAUAAGAAAAAGCACUAAUUGUUUUUCAAGUAGUGUUCAGACCACUGAAAGAUGAUGUUGAUUAUUAUGUAUUGUUUUAAUUGAUGGGAGGAAACUGAUGUAAAACGCGCACAAUGCUGGGUAAGUGCACUUGUUUAAGCAAUAACUCAUUACAUAAAAUUAUCAUUUGUCCAUAUUAUGUGUAAGCAGAACUGAUCAGUUAAAGGAAAUGUAUAGAAUUAACCAGUGUCUUUGCUGUGGCAGUCUUUCAUGUUUUUCUCUUUUUCGUGAGAAUGGGCUGUUUUUUGGUAGCUCCUAAUUAUUCCUCUGUCAUUAAAACAAGAAAGCUUUUUUCAGGUAAACAAAGAAAUUGGCAAAGGAACGGUUGCAAUGAAUUUCUUUUAAGUUUUUUUUGUCUUUAUUGUCAUUUUCUUGUGAACAUUAUUUGUAUCUAGGAUUCUCGCGUCCUUUAUCAGUUAUUCCGUGUCGUAAUUUAGGUAUAAUUUGACUUUGAUGCACUGUUCAGCUAAGAGUUUCUCCGUUAUGCUAAUUACCGAAUUCAAAGGGGUCUUGGGGAGCUGGAAUCCUCAACCACUCUGCUCCAUUUGUCAUGGCGAUGUAAUUUUUUACAUGGAAGCUAUGUAAAUGAAAAUGAUUAUGAAAUGGCACAGCUUUUAUCACAUUUUGCACCAAAUUAUGGCGCGUGAUUAGACAUCCCGUGCAGUGUGUAAUGUAAAUUUCAAACAAGAAACUUUUGUUAAUAAACAUUUUAACAAAAUACUCUUUUGAAAUAUUUGGCAUAUUAACUAACUAUUGUACUUAAACAUACUUUUAGAAUGCUUAUAUACGGGCAUUCCUAUUUUUCUGUUUGUCUGUUACAAUGUCCUACUGACAGUUGUAGCGUAUUAAAGGCUGGUCCUUAAAUGUUGACGUCAGAUAGAAAUUUAUCUUUGCUUGAAGCUUCUACAAACGAUUGUCCUGGUUUGAUUAUUUAUUCAAACUUGAAGAAGAAAAAUAAUCAUAAUAUACAAGUUUGAUAUUGCGCUCUAUCUAGCUAGACUAAGCCACUCUUAAGCGUUUUAAAGUACAUAGAUAUACAAAAAGUAAAAUGUCACUUACAAUAUCUUUUUCAUUUUCCAAAUAUAUAUUAAGAAAUAUUUUUAACAGGUAAUUUCGUAAUUGUCACGUAAGUACAUCUGAGGUAGAGUUUGUUCUGUAGACUUAUUAUGGUAGUAUUUUUAAGGAUAAUGGUGAUGUUUUAUUUGUUGUUAGAUUGUACAUUUCUGCGAAUAUUGUUAUGUCCAUGUUAUUUUAUGUUGACACUAUAUGUAUAUAUUUGAUGGAUAUUUAUUUUGCAAACUCAGGUAGAUUUCAUUUAAUGACGUCUUAAGUAUCAUGAUUAAAAUGGCAAAAUGAAUGAGUUUUAUCUAUAUCAAACAGUACUCUGUAGCCAUCUUAAUCCAUCAUGGUAGUUGCAAUGUACGUUUCGUAAUUUAUUUUGUAAAUACUAAACCACAAGCGUUACACAUGGAUAUUCAAGACACAGUGUACUACUUUUAAUUGUCUUUCGUCUCUUAUGGCAUGCCAGAAGUUCAUAGUUGUCUGUUUUUCAAUUGACAUGUUUUUUAAUCAUAGUUAAAGUUACUACAUCCUUUUUGGAUUUUAUAAAUAAAGUAAAAAUGUGAUUUUGCGUACAAUUUCAAAAACAGCAAUCGUUAAAAAAAGUUUCGGCAACUGCUAUAUCUAGACCAUUCCUUUUUUUGUGGUAUCUUGGUGCCUCUCUGGAUUUUGAAAAGGAUAAAUAUAAUAAAGUUAAAACUAUAUCUAAUUAAGAUAAUAAAACAAAUAGACAUUUAAUUUUACUUUUUUUAUAUAGACAUUCACAAUGCAAUGUACAAGGCUGACUGAAGUUUUCUAUGAACAAAGCACAUAACUCCGAAACAAGAGGAUAGAACAGACAGGUUCCAUCAUUGUUAUGAUAAAUAAAUUGUAUGCAAAUGUAUUUUAAUAUAUACUAAUCGUGUAUAUUUCACACAUACAAUGGUUUUAACAUGAUUAACUUUAUAAUUAAAAUACUGUCAUAUACGGAAUGAAAGUUGUUUAUGAAUGAAACACAAUUUAAAGGAAAAUGAUUUUGUUUAUGCAGCGCACAAGUAACAGAUAAGAAUCGUAUAAUCCAGUUAUGUACAUAUGAGCAUUCAUUUUUAUUAUCACAAUCGCAACACGGGCUGCCGCUGUUUCGUUCCAGGGGGUCCUUUCCACAUUAACGUCCAUUAUCCUUGAGACACUUGAUAUCUUGUAGAAAUAUGUUGUAUAUUCUUAAAAUUUUAAUAGCUCAUAAAAUCUACUAACAUAGUAAUUCCUCUUAUCACUUUCCUUAGACAUUGUUGCCAAAGUUCUCAAAAUACUAUCCAUUUAUCUGGUGAAAUUUUAUAUUUCAAAUAAUUAAAUGGUUAAAUGGGAGUAGAGCAAUUCGUGAUAAGCUGUUGUGGUAAAAGUUGCUAAUAUGUUAGUUAUUUCCUUGGAAAAUGUCCAGAAGUAAUUAAUGAUGACUUGUAGCACGAGUAUGCAACGUCAAAUACUUUCAUUAUUAUGUUCAACAAAUUAUCUCUGAGUCUUUAAUAUUUUCUUCGGCAUGACAGCAAUCAACAGUAUCGCUGUCUUUCAACUAUGGUUUUCAAAUAAAAUUAAUCAUCUUAAAGAAAAGCAAUUUCAAAACUGAUAAAACCCCAGCCUGGUAUAUAUUCAAUCAAUAAUUGGUUUGCCCUCGUGUUGGAUAUCGGAAUACCUUAAUUGCACAACCAUUACCUAGACGUGGAAUAUUUUUUAUACGAAUAUACUCAUGCCAUAAAGACUGUGUUCCUUCACUCAUGAUUCAAGUUUACGUUCUUAAUCUGACAAUAGUUUCUAAGGAAAUAGAACAAGAAGAUACUUAAUUAUCAAUUCACAGCGUGUGUAAAUCAUUUUUAUCAGUUUCCACAAUCUGAACCAUUUUACUCUUUCAGUCGCAUGUUGUGUAAAAGGCUUUUUUUCUCCUCAAAAUGAUUUGAGCUUUAACGUUAGAUGAAGAGAUAGUAUUAAUGUAUACAUGACACAGAAUUCAGGGAUUGUAAAGAUGAAAGGGACCUUUAUCACUAAAGUGGUGCACUCUCUUUGUUUUUAGAGUUAAUUGAUGAACACUGUCAUAAGAUUUAGCACAAUGAGUCAGUCUAUUUGCAGUGGUUAAGUGUUGCUUCCCCGUACUUUAUUUCUCGGACUCGUGUGUAAGUGUGCUGGGGGUAUACUGUAGAGGUGAGUCAGUGGCUUCACCAUAUGUUAAGAUGUCUGCGGCGAAAUUAUCUUUAAUUAUUAUUGUGUCUGUAGGUACUAUCUUCUCCCUCUUUAAAUAAAUAUCCCUUUUUUUUUCCUUCGGCAAAAUACAUCGAGUGAAUGACGUCAUACAAAAGUUGGUUCACUUUCCAGUUCUUGUAUCACGCACUGUAAAUGCAAUUUAAACGGUUGGUGUACUUCUGUAUUAAAUUAGAUAUCCCCAGCAGUAGAACCAUACCUAAUUAAAAACAAACAUAAACAAAGACAUACAAAUACCAAUGCACAUGCAAUGUAAGUAAUAUAGGCUCCAUCUUAUCUGGUAUAUAAUUCAAGAACAAAGUAUUAGCAUAAAGGUCUGCAAGUUAAAUCUAUCUUAAAUAUAUGUGAUAUAAAAAUUGUUUCUUUAAGCUCUUAGUUUUAUAUUUGGUGAGAAGAGGAUUAUUUAAAACAAAACAAAAACGAAAAAAAAAUACUUCUUUUGAGUUUUCCACAAAUUGUUUGAUAUGUUUUGUUAGUUUUUAUAACCUGCUCCCACUCUCAACCCCUUUCCAACGAAUUCCAAUACCAGUUGUUAUUCUUCCUAUGAUUUAUAAAAAUGUACUGACUUGUGUGUCAUGUAAAUGCUGCAAUACAGCAUAAGUUCACAUAUUUAUAUUCAAUGUGUGCCUGUGUGCGUGAUGGUAAGUGUGAGUGGGAGAGAAAGAAAGACAUUACGAAAUACACAUUAUUGUACUUAACAAGUUAUGUUAUAUACAUGGCCAGUAUAGUAUCCAUGUACAUAAAUGCGCCCUACCUUGGUCCAACCCACGGUCCUAUACUUGUCCACUUGUGCGCCAAAGUAAUUGAUGCCGUCCUUUCUGGCAGCUCACUGCUGUCGUAGUUUACAUUGUUGUGCCAGUGUUGGGCUGCCGUACGACAGUUUGUACAGUUGUAGUCGGCCUGUUAGCGCAGACAUAUGUUAUGAUGUUGCUGUUAAAGCUUUGAAUCAUGUACAUUAUCACCAUGUGAUCUAUUUAUAAAUGAAUUGUAAGAGUAAAGCUAAAUAAAAUGUUUGAAACUUGA
This is a messenger RNA of Mizuhopecten yessoensis (Yesso scallop), 8751 nucleotides long. RefSeq lists its product as uncharacterized. Bases 936 to 3752 code for a protein of 938 amino acids. Gene Ontology annotation, molecular function: ATP binding; transmembrane receptor protein tyrosine kinase activity. The record is from RefSeq and is a predicted model, not a curated record. Gene Ontology annotation, cellular component: signaling receptor complex. The transcript has 18 exons. Lineage: Eukaryota; Metazoa; Mollusca; Bivalvia; Pectinida; Pectinidae. Gene Ontology annotation, biological process: multicellular organism development; positive regulation of kinase activity; cell surface receptor protein tyrosine kinase signaling pathway.